Messenger RNA from Hirsutella rhossiliensis, 4125 nucleotides. RefSeq names its product PIF1-like helicase domain-containing protein. The transcript is spliced from 14 exons. The record is from RefSeq and is a predicted model, not a curated record. Gene Ontology annotation, biological process: telomere maintenance; DNA repair. Gene Ontology annotation, molecular function: DNA helicase activity. The coding region runs from base 1 to 4125 and encodes 1374 amino acids. Lineage: Eukaryota; Fungi; Ascomycota; Sordariomycetes; Hypocreales; Ophiocordycipitaceae.
AUGUUCCCCGAUGAGCUCAAGGGACUGACGCCGGUCGAAGAGAAGCUCAUCUCGCUGAACUCAUGUUACGGGCAUGUCAGGGGCCACAUCACGGUGUUUCCGAACAAUGUGCAGGAGCUGGCCACCAAAGUGCUCCCGCACCCCCUUUUGCAAGCACUGGACGAGAUCCACAUCUCGUGGCAGGGCGCGGAGAAGCCGGCACCGAGCGACCUGUCGAGUCUCUUGUCGGUGAGGCGGCGGGUGGUCGAGAGGGCCCUUGUCUGGCUGAAGCGGAACAACCCCACUACGCCGAGAUCGAGAUCGACGCGGCGGAGAUGGAGAGCUGGGAGACUCGAUACACGGGGUACCGUCGUCGGUGUGCGAUCGUAUGGAGCGGAACGAGCCGUCUGGGUGGGAGAAAGCGCGGACGGCGCACGUUGUGCCGCCCACGGAACGCGCCGUGGACGAGGAGGGCCGGUGGAGAUCGAGGAGCUCUUCGCCCUGCUCAACCAAGGACAAGAAGCCGGCGGCCAGGGUGAAGGUCACGGGCCCAACGGAGAAGGCGCGGUUCGCGAUGGAAGUGACGCCUGCCCCGACCAGAACGUUCCAGCGAUCAACGAGGUGACGUCUUCUGGCAUGUUCGCGCUCGACGGACCGCCAGACGUCGCGGACGUGGAGAAGCUGCAGUUUGCCUGUGACGCUGUUGGUGAAGGUGCCGACGACGGCCGUGCGGGCCCGAGAGCGUGGGUCGGGUCCCUAGCCGGGGGGGUUCGGGGGCGUGGCGACGGUGGUUGUGAGCCAUACAUCCGGGUUUCGCGGGGUGAGUUUACCGAUUCCUUUGAGGCGUCCUUCUUUGCCAGGACGUUCCCGACCCUGUUCCCAUUUGGCGUUGGGGACCAAGGCUGGUUGAAGAGACCAUGGUCGACGCGGGAAGGUCACGGCCAACUUGCGAGGCAGGGCUGUCGAGGCAGAGGCGGCCGCGGAGACCCCGUAUCGUCUCGAAGCUUGAACCUUCAGGCGUGGGCCGAGAUCGUGCUCCGGCGCCAUGGUGGUCGAUUUGCACUGCACCACAUCUUCGCAUUUCUCGUCUUCAACAUGGGGGUGCGAUCGAGGAACCGCCGGGUCAGCAUGUUGAGUGUGGGGAGGAAGAACUUCCGCAAGGUAGAGCGCAUCUCGCUCAUCGUCGGAUAUGGCGUGCCGGCCAUCUGGUUCACCAUCAACCCGAACGACAUUACGAACCCGGUGAAGCUGCGACUGGCGGCAUACCGCACACGCGAUCCCGACGCGGCCGAGGAGUUCUUAGAAGGCCUUGGGGAUGCGUAUAAGCGGGCACGGCUGGCGAUAUCGGAUCCCAUGAGCUCGGCCGUGUUCUUCCACCGCGAGAUGAAGCUGUUCUUCGAUCAUUACGUGAAGGUCGGUGAAGACUCGAUGCUUGCCGACAUCCACGGGGAGGGUCAGGCGGCGUAUCGCGAGCGAAUCGUCCGAUACAUCGAUAGCGUCUUCUCAGAGGAUCUGGACCAGGAAAGUUUUUGCGCCGUGCAAGCGGAGCGAUCUGUGACGGGCGGUAUUGGUUCCCUGCUGGACAACGCCGCGCAGUUCUCGGCCGCGUUUAUCGAGGAGGCCAACUUCUGUGCCGGCGCGACGCAGGAGGGCGGAAGGGGACCUCUGCCGGUUCAAGGCGCCAUGGAGAUCCGGAGGACACACAGCAUGGUCAAUCGAUGGAACGAGGCUAUUGCUGUCGGGCUCCGGCACAACCAUGAUAUUUCCUUCAUUGCGACGCAGCGCAAGACAAUGGCCCUCAUCUAUUAUGUCACGAACUACGCGACCAAGGUGGAGGACCCGGUGUGGAAGCGUGUGGCGGCCGCGGCCGAGCUCCUGGCCGCCUCAACAGGUGAUGGCACGGCCAACGGAGGGCGGGACGGUGGCGGAGACGCUGCCACCGAUGACCCUGUCGGGAACAGGACGCGACAGUUCCUGAUGAGAGUGGCGAACCGCGUGUUCACGGAGCGUCCGCUAUCACAGGUCGAGGUCGUCGCUCACCUUCUCGGAUAUCCGGCCGAGUUCACCGACAGCAGCGCGUGGGCGUACCUGAACUGUUCUCUGCUGUACUGGGAAGUCUUUCGGCGAUGGCGGCAUCUCCGAGAAGCCAGUGGCGCUGCGGCUAUGGAUGACACCUUGGAUGAGUCGGUGCUCAGGCGGCCGGGCAAGCACGCUACCGUCUGCCUCGACGGCUACCUGAGCAAGGACUUCACCUACGAUGACGAGUCGUGCUACCGGAGGGCAGCCGUGCAGCAUCUUGCGCUGUUCGUGCCGUGGAGUCCUUCCUGGGCGAAGGAACAGCUGCUUCGACGAUCCGCCGAAGACGCAAAACGCGACGCCAAGCAAUGGGCAGCCUCGUCCGGCGAUGGCGACCCGACGGUCGCACACGUCGAGGAGGGUGGAGCAGGCGAGGCGGGCGCGGAGUCUGCAGCGACAUAUCAGCCCAACAGCAUCGGAGACGCAACGCGGCUCAUCGACGUCGUCCGAGGUGCAGUGGGAGCGAAUCAGGUGACGGCCAAGUCGCCGGAGCUCAUGGCAAUGAUACAGCAGCUCUGUCGGUUUCAGCAAUCGGCGCUGCGCUCGACGGCCGAGCUCGAGGCCACGGCGCUGAUCGAACGAGGGGAGAGGCGGCUAAGCAUGCCAGGGCGGGGAUUUUCCGGGGCCGCACUACCGCCGCAGGAUCAGGUCAAGGCUAUCAAGUCGCAGCAGCUGCGCCAGUUCGUCGGUGGCGAGGGCGGUACCGGCAAGUCGCGAAUCAUCGAGGCACUCGUCGAGCUGUUCAGUAAAAAGAGCCUUUCGAAUCGUCUGCUGAUCACGGCGACGUCGGGGACUGCGGCGGCGCGGAUCAACGGCAUCACGUUCCACUCCGCCUGCGGGUUCACUAAAGACCAAGGGGCGGGGGGCGCGAACAUGGUCAAAGACCUUGACGGGGUGCGGCUGCCGAAACAGGCGGAGCGGUUCAUCCACGGCCAGUCUCGAAUGGAUUGGCAGGAGAAGGAUGUGCUCGUCAUCGACGAGGUGAGCAUGCUCGGGGCGCGGACGCUGCACGCCGUGAACGAGCGGCUUCGCCGGCUUCGCGGAUCGCGGCAAGAUUUCGGGGGGAUCCCCAUCGUCCUCUUCUGCGGAGAUUUUCAGCAGUUCCGGCCGGUCCAAGAGAGGUCGAUCGUCCUGCCUAGCGCGGCCAUCUCGUGGGACGUAGACAACUCGUUCAAGGCCGAGCAGCGUCACCAGCACGACAAAGCGCACGCACUGUGGAAGAGGUUCACGACGGUCGUCAUGCUGGACGAGCAGAUGCGCGCCGCCGGCGACCCGGAGCUGCAGAGGCUGCUGAAGCGGAUCCGUCUAGGCGUGCAGGAUCGGACGGAUCUAAACCUCCUCAACUCAAGGAAUCGGUGGAACCUGAACAUGGAGGCGAGCCUGGCGUUCCGGGUCCAGCAGCGGUCGACGAUGCGCAUUUUCAUCUCCGAGCACAAGUGGAAGGAGGAGCUGCCGACGGAGGAAGAGGCGAUCAUGAUACUCAACCAGGGCGACGAUAGCGCGAUCCCGGUGCCGGCCGUCUUCAUGUUCGUGGCCGGGAUGCCCAUCGUGGUGAACCACAACACCCACCAGGGGCUGAAGCUAGUGAACGGCGCGAGCUACUCGGCGGUGGAGGUCAUUGUCGACAAGGCGUACCCGGGGCAUCGGAUCUCGGCCGAUAUGACGAUCCACUUCGGGCCGCCGGCGGGGAUCAUUCUCGAAUCGGAGACGACGAGAUAUCUCCACUUCUGCCAGCGAAAAAGGCCGUGGCAACGCAACGACGUCAGCCGAAAGGGUUUGCCGUGCGCAGCAGCGUUCGCGUGCACGGACUACAAGGUGCAGGGCAAAACGCUGGAGCGCGUGGCCCUCGAGCUGCGAGGACACGGACGACGAAGAUGGAUGGAACGGUGGUGCCCUCGCAACGGCAUCAUGCUCGUGUCCAAGGUGCGGGACAGAGACUUGGUGGGCAACCGGGUCCCCGAGGAGAUGACUGCCGCACAGGCCAGGCUCGAGGUACUGAGCGAGAGGACCGUUGAGGAGGCGUUGCGCUGGCUGGACGGUGAUGCUGAAGAGUCAAGGCGGCCGCGCUAG